Venustampulla echinocandica is the source of this 1032-nucleotide messenger RNA. RefSeq lists its product as uncharacterized. The coding region runs from base 1 to 1032 and encodes 343 amino acids. The record is from RefSeq and is a predicted model, not a curated record. Lineage: Eukaryota; Fungi; Ascomycota; Leotiomycetes; Helotiales; Pleuroascaceae. Gene Ontology annotation, biological process: lipid metabolic process. The transcript has 3 exons.
AUGAACUUUUCAUCCCCUGCAGUGCCAUUGAACGAUGUGGCAUCUGGUCUCACUCAACUCGGCCAUGAGCUGAUAAAAGCAACAUCGGUCCUUCUCAUCCCCACGGAGCUUCUCUACUUCUCGAUAUAUUUCCAUGUCAAAGGAGUCUACAAACUUUAUAAAGUUCUGACGUUUAUGUCGAUUGCAGCAUUUUGGUUAUCCCCACUUGUUGCACCAAUAUCAUGUGGCCCUGCAAGAUGCCUCCAGAACUUUGCCAUUGCUAUUGGGACAAUGAAGCUUCUGGAUAUCUGGGUACGCCGCCAUUCUCUCCCUACCUACUCCGCGGGAAGGCGGCCACCGGACUGGCUAUACGCUCUCAUUGCAAUGACAGAGCUCAGAUAUGAGAGUUUCACACCAAAUAAUGUUCGUGUUUCAAUAGACCACGAAAAUUUCAGCGAACCCUUGCAGUUAGGUAUCCAUAUUGCAGCUUUUGUUUUGCUGCAGGCUUUACCUCAGAAUUUACCUACCAUUUUGGCGUUCGAGGUGCUAUUAUCCAUUUAUAUUAUAUGGACAGGUCUACAGCUAUUACUUCGAUAUAAGAGUAGCCCAGCGCUGUUUGGCCCGUUAUAUUUGACCGAUAGUCUGACAGGCUUCUGGUCUGAAACAUGGCAUAAUGCGUUUGCUUCUCCAUGUACAUCACUGGCAUAUCAGCCGCUGCGACAUGGUCUCGCCAGAUGCGGCGUUCCAGUCGUAAUAGCACGCGCCCUGGGGGUCAUCGGGGCUUUUAGUUUAAUGGGGCUAUUUCACGCCUAUGCUCUAAGCCCCAUUCUCACUCAUAAAGCGCUCUUCCGAAUUGGAGUAUUCUUCCUCCUCAACGGAGUCGGCACCGUCGUAGAAGCUAUGAUUUGGGGCCGAAAGAGACACUGGGUGAAAGCCACCCUCGCGUGGAUUUUUGAGACUGCUCUUGCGAGUUGGACGGCGAGUGGAAUGAAUAUUCCCAGCGGGGUGUCAAAGGUACCUUGGAAGCAGGUGUGCAACAUAUCGGGCCUUUGA